AUUCUACAUUCCUCCCGAUGCCUCUCUCUAUGUUUUUGGAUAGGGAGUGUGAGAGAGAGGAAGAAGAGAAAAGCAACUGGGAGAAAAGCAGGGGACCAGCGAAGAAAACAGAGACGGUUCCUGUCAGAUCACUUGGCCACAUGAGAGCAAAAAUCCUUUAAAGCUUGGAAAGCUCACUAGAAACCAUCGAGUUGGACCAGAGACAGAGAACUUCAGAGAGCUGUCUUCUGGACAGUAUUGCAAAAGUAUCACAAACCUGGAGCUCCUCCUCACCUGCAGCCAUGGUCCUCCUGCUUGUGUCUGUCACUGUGCUGCACCUGGUCACCCUGGCUAUGCUCUUCACUGCCAUUCUGGAGAAGUCAUGGUGGGUUUUAGCUGAUACUGAAAUCACAGACCUGUGGUACAACUGCUAUCAUGACAAUUCAACAGGAAACUGGUUGUGUGCUGCCAACAGCGAAAAUGACUGGUUGCAGUCUGUCCAGGCCCUGAUGGUCCUGACCGUGGUCUUCUCUUCCGUCUCCUUCCUGGUGUUCCUGGGACAGCUCUUCACCAUGUCCACUGGAGGUCUCUUCUACUUCACUGGGCUCUGCCAGAUCUGUGCAGGGUUGACAGACUUUGCUGCCUGUCUCAUCUUCACGUUCCACCGCAAGGAGGUCCUGGAUGAGGCCCGGGAGUCCAGCACCUCUCACUUUGGUUACUGCUUCAUCCUGGCCUGGCUCUCCAUGCCCCUGCUGGUUGUUAGCGGUGUUCUGUACGUCCACCUGCGCAAGAAGCAGUGAAAGAAUGAAGGAGGAGGAAAUAAAGAGGGAAAAGGAGGAUGGAAUGAAGGAACCGAGAACAAAUGAUCAUGUUUCCAUCGUCGUUUGAACUUAAUUAUUUACUGUAUCUGUAAUGAGGAACAACCGAGUGGAAAUGGAUGGUAGUAAAAUUAUUUGUCCAGAUGGAAUACAACAUUUUUGGAUGUAUGUUUUCUACUUCCCACUUCAUAUUGUACUGUAAAACACAUUCUUUCACUCACAACUAUCGCUUUCUUAAAAUUUGACAUCCUGUUAUGUAACAGGUGAAAGUGAUGCCAUAAAAACAUCCUCCCUCAAGAUACAAAAAAUGCUUCAGGGAAUCAC
This is a messenger RNA of Hypomesus transpacificus, 1121 nucleotides long. Its product is annotated as epithelial membrane protein 3-like. Gene Ontology annotation, cellular component: plasma membrane. The transcript has 6 exons. The coding region runs from base 282 to 779 and encodes 165 amino acids. The record is from RefSeq and is a predicted model, not a curated record. Lineage: Eukaryota; Metazoa; Chordata; Actinopteri; Osmeriformes; Osmeridae.